Temnothorax curvispinosus is the source of this 2255-nucleotide messenger RNA. RefSeq lists its product as uncharacterized. The record is from RefSeq and is a predicted model, not a curated record. NCBI's taxonomy places the organism in Eukaryota, Metazoa, Arthropoda, Insecta, Hymenoptera, Formicidae. The coding region runs from base 399 to 1403 and encodes 334 amino acids. The transcript is spliced from 3 exons.
GAACGUUUUAUCAGAUAAAGUCGUGCUAUCGGUCUCGGUAGAUAAGGGAACGGUGACAGACUGACGAUGACACACGGUGCCCGUGCUUUCGGAAGUGUACGUGUCACUCUGGCUAUUUUUUUUUUCGUUCCCCAUCGUACGUGUAAUUCUUGUCUCUAUUUCCGUCUCGAGUGGAAGAUAGCUAAAUAAACAAAAGAGCAACUCGGAUCGCGCUCCCGCGCGAGCAAGAGAGCACGGAGUAAUUUCUCUUCAUCUUCCCGCGGAUAGGAGCGCGGAGCGAGCGGCGGGCUUUGCUUGUACUUCGCUGAAGUAGAUUCGUCUCAAUCUCGGUCCGAAAGACCGAUAAGAAGGACAACCGAAGGACCGUGGCACUAAAUAACCGCCCUCGCCGAUAAGUCAUGGACACUCUGUAUCCGAAUCUGUACGACCGCCUCAAGACCGAGGGCCUCUGUCCCAUCUGCUUCAUGGAGAUGGAGCUGACGCCCAGAUACUCGUGCGUCAACGGGCACAACGUGUGCCACCGUUGCAAGCCCUAUUACUACAGCUGCCUCACGUGCUCGGCACCGUUGGACGUGGAGAUCCUGCCGCCGCAGAUGAGCACACCCCAGCCGGUGCACUUGAUGCCGCAUCCUAUGCCACCGCGCAGCUUCGAUGAUCACAGUCCCAGCGCGCCGCCGAUAAAUGACUUCCUGAGCCACGAGAGAAGACCCUGGCAGCCGCCUGUGCCGUCUCAGAAUCAGCAACUCGAACUUUGCUCGUAUUCUUAUCUAGGAUGCUGGAUAAAGAUACCGGAGCAUCUGCGAGUACUUCACGAAUCGAGGUGCCAGUUUCGACCGCAUUCCGAGGAAGAACAUGGACCGACCGAUUUUCACCACGACAAUUUGAUAGAGUGCUCAUUCUCUGCAGCAGGAUGCAAGGUACGAACGGUGCCGUGGAGACGCAGCAUCCACGAGGAGCAUUGCAUCUACAAGGACAGGUUCCAGGGUGUGAACGAUAUCAGCGACGGUCUCGCGUCCGCGACCAUCACCGAUUACGGCGGUGACCCCAAUGAAUUGGUGCAGUGCAAGUUUAGACGAUACGGCUGCAUGGUGAACAUACCGAGAAGACGAAAGUACAUACACGAGCAGAAAUGCAACUAUAGAAACCAUCAAGGGGAUGUGGAGAACGAGUUUAUCCCUCAAGUUUAUCCCUCGGAGCCGGAACUGGAUCCCGACGAGCAAGUAGAAUGCAGAUGGUAUGAGUACGGCUGCCGGGUCAGGCCGAAGCGCUGCCGUAAGGAAAUUCACGAGGUUAAAUGUAACUACAGGAUGGAAGAGUGCAUGUGGAAGUAUCAUGGAUGCAGCGCCAUAUUUAAGCCAUCGUUAAAAUAUUCCCACGAGAGCAACUGCGAUUUUGCCCAUUAAUUAUACCGAGUUAAAUUAAUGAUAUUCGAGCAAAUUAGUAUGAUUCUCGCGUAUCUACAAAUAUGCGCGCAUUUAUCAGAACGAUUACAAUUUUAUUUUUGUAACUAGACUUUGGAAAGAUGUUGGCCAAAAUGCAAAUCGUCCUCGACCUCCCUACCGCGUAACACAAAGACAUACAAAUUGAUUGUUUCACCUCGUAAUCGUUUAAUUAAACGGAAUACCAGCGGGAAAUGUACAUUCCUCCCUUCUGUAACGUCAAACGAGAGUAACUAGAGUGUCGAUACCAGUAAAUCGAACAGAGCCGGCAAUUCCAUUUAAUCGGUAACAAGCUGCGAGCCGAGUUCGUCAAGAGAUAACAACAAUUAGCAAACAACAAAGCGGCCCUGAUUGUCGAUCGCGUCGAGAUGCGGGGCGAUUUUGCAGAAACGCAUUAGCGAUUUCCAAGAACCCGUGGGGAUAAUACAGAAGAGGAUUAUUUACUCUUUCUCGCGCCACUCUCCGUCCUCCCGUUCUCGCGCGUGAUAGCGAGAGACUUCCGCCUGUCGUUCCGGGGAUCAUCUUGAGCAUGAUCGCCCGGAAUGAGGGAGUGAUGGCGCGGCUGGGAUAUCCAACACCUGCAGGCUAAUGGUUAGUCUCCCUGUGCGCCCACGACCGCACCGUCGCUCGACGAAACGACACCUACACGCUUAUAGCGUCCCAUUUAUAACGUCGGCGUGAGCAAACGAUGGACGCGCAACUCUGCCUCGAUGCGCUAUUACGGAUAAUAUCCCCCACGUCUAAAAGUAUUGGUCUCGAAGUCAAUAAAACAAUUUGGUGCUUAUAUCAGUAUAAAAAAUAAAUUGAGUAAUUUUA